This is a messenger RNA of Linum tenue, 1843 nucleotides long. NCBI's taxonomy places the organism in Eukaryota, Viridiplantae, Streptophyta, Magnoliopsida, Malpighiales, Linaceae. The record is from the annotation of a GenBank genome assembly.
AGCUCAGUAAAAGACUGAAACAAUCAAUUCCGCACCAUACUCCAGGCAGCCAUGGCUACCACAACAAGCCUCUCCUUCCUCUUCUUCUCCUUCCUCCUCCUUUCCGCCGACAUUUCGUCGGCCCAACAGACUAAUGGGUCAAGCAAGAUCAAGACCAUCGUAGUCCUGGUAAUGGAGAACAGAUCCUUCGACCACAUGCUUGGCUGGAUGAAGAAAUCCAUCAACCCCCUAAUCAACGGCGUCACCGGAUCCGAAUGCAACCCUCUCAACGCCACCGCUUCCCCCUCCACAAUCUGCUUCACCGACGACGCCCAAUUCGUGGAUCCGGAUCCGGGUCACUCCUUUGAGGAAGUCCUCCAGCAGGUCUUCGGAUCCGGGUCGAUCCCUUCCAUGUCCGGGUUCGUCCAGCAAGCCUUAUCCCUUUCCCCAAAUCUCUCCCAAGCCGUGAUGAAAGGGUUCAGCCCCGAUUCCCUGCCGGUCUACUCAACCCUCGUCGACCAAUUCGCCGUAUUCGACCGGUGGUUCUCCUCGAUCCCGGGCCCGACCCAGCCCAACCGGCUCUUCGUCUACUCGGCCACCUCCCACGGUUCGACCAGUCACGUGGCCAAGCAGCUCGCCCUGGGCUACCCGCAGAAGACCAUCUUCGAUUCGCUCCACGACGACGGCAGGAGCUUCGGCGUCUACUUUCAGAACAUCCCCACCACGCUAUUUUUCCGGAACUUGAGGAGAUUGAAGUACGUUUUCAAUUUCCACCCGUUCGAUUCGGCGUUUAAGAGAGAUGCGAAGGCCGGGAAGCUCCCGAAUCUGGCCGUGAUUGAGCCCAGGUACUUCGAUUUCCCCGGGUUCCCUGGGAACGACGACCACCCUUCCCACGACGUCGCCGACGGGCAGAAGCUGGUGAAGGAAGUGUACGAGAGCUUGAGGAGCAGCCCGCAGUGGAACGAGACGCUGCUGUUGAUUACCUACGAUGAGCACGGCGGGUUCUACGACCAUGUUCGGACCCCUUUUGUCGGUGUGCCUAACCCGGAUGGGAAUACGGGUCCUGCACCGUUUUUCUUUAAUUUCGACCGGCUUGGGGUUCGGGUGCCCACCAUUAUGGUCUCGCCUUGGAUCAAGAAACGAACCGUGAUGAGCCGGCCCAACGGGCCAGAGCCCAGCUCGGAGUUCGAGCACUCUUCGAUUCCGGCAACCAUAAAGAAAUUGUUCAAUCUGUCAUCCAACUUCUUAACACACAGGGAUGCGUGGGCCGGCACAUUUGAAGGCCUCUUUGACGAGUUAACCUCUCCUAGAACUGAUUGCCCCGAGACAUUGCCAGAUGUGGGUCCGGUGAGAAGGACGGCGGUGAAAGAGAGGGAAAUGGGGAAGAAGCUGUCACAAUUCCAGAGCGAGGUGGUUCAGCUGGCGGCGGUGCUUAACGGCGAUCACUUCUUGAGCAGCUUUCCGGGUGAAAUGAGCAAGAAAAUGAACGUCGAGGAAGCUCAUGAAUACGUGAAAGGUGCAGUGACUAGGUUUAUAAGAGCGAGCAAAGAGGCGAUUAAGUUGGGAGCACAUGAAUCUGCCAUUGUAGAUAUGAGGUCCUCCCUCACAACUAGAUCUUUUGGUCGCAAUUAAUAAACAAACCAAAGCGUAAAAAGAAAAGAAGUUACCGUUUCAAAAUUUUGGUACUAAAGAUGGGAAAUAGGUUGCCCAAUUUUUUGAGAAAUUGAUCCAAGAAUAACGAGAUGGGUUUUAACUUUUAACCAAGGGCAUCAGACUUGAUUUUCCCUGACGACUGUAUUUUUUAAUAGAUAAAUUAGCAAAUUGUAGCUACAAUGACAAUGGGUCAAUGUCUCAUCCACUGCUU